Nicrophorus vespilloides is the source of this 599-nucleotide messenger RNA. RefSeq lists its product as uncharacterized. Bases 144 to 536 code for a protein of 130 amino acids. NCBI's taxonomy places the organism in Eukaryota, Metazoa, Arthropoda, Insecta, Coleoptera, Silphidae. The transcript has a single exon. The record is from RefSeq and is a predicted model, not a curated record.
GAACUGGUAUGAACGAUGAUUGCCGAUCGUAGGGAAAGUACCGAAAUUCGAAUUGGAUAAAACAGGAGUGCGCGCCGCUCAAAAAGUUAUACUUGGUUGUAGACUCCGUAGUUGCAGUUCAGUUGAAUCUUCCACAAAGCAUUAUGGUCGUAAAAAUGAGUGAGUCUAGUGCCAAAGCAGCAUCCCAAACCGCACCUCUGAUGGGCAACAAUCAAGAAAUCAACUUGAAAAAUAAUACCUCGAAUUUGGUGGUGAUUGGAAAUUACAACAGCAUCAGUUUAGAGAGCAACGAAUUGAGUGUCCAAGUGAUUGGUGAUGAAUGCACCCUCAAUGUGGCCAAUGGCUCUGGAAGAAUCAAGUAUAUUGGAAACAAUGGCAGUAUAUUUCUUGGUGACAGUGUAACUAAAGACUUGGUCACAUCCAUCGGCAACAACAACAAGAUUAUUUCGAAAAACCAAACGUCGAAACCGAAGAAGCACAGCAAACAACACAAAACUCAACUGAAAUACAUCAAUAUAAAUCAUUUCAGUGGAUGAAUCUAAAAUUUUAAAUUUCAAGUGAAUACCAGAAGUUCCUAUAUUUAAUACCAACAAUGUAUU